Ophidiomyces ophidiicola is the source of this 1092-nucleotide messenger RNA. RefSeq lists its product as uncharacterized. The transcript has 2 exons. The record is from RefSeq and is a predicted model, not a curated record. Bases 1 to 1092 code for a protein of 363 amino acids. NCBI's taxonomy places the organism in Eukaryota, Fungi, Ascomycota, Eurotiomycetes, Onygenales, Onygenaceae.
AUGGCGGUCUCCCUUCCCCCGCAUUAUCAGGCAGUGGUCGAUGAGACUAAAUGCACUUACAAACAGCUUGGCAAGUGCGGCUUGAAGGUGUCAGUCCCAAUUUUGGGGUGUAUGGGGUUUGGAAACAAGGAAUGGGUGUGGGAUUGGGUCUUAGAGGAGGAAGAGUCGAUGAAAAUGCUCAAGGCGGCAUGGGACCGGGGCGUGAACACAUGGGACACAGCAAAUGUGUUCUCAAAUGGUGAUAGCGAGCGGAUCAUCGGAAAAACCCUAAAAAAAUAUCAAAUACCUCGGCACAAGGUAGUCCUUAUCACGAAGGUGUUUUGCACCGUUGGAGAGCAGCGGGAUAAUGCUAUGGCAUAUGCAGAGCCUCUGAGAGGAGCGAAGGAUUAUGUUAACCAAUCAGGGCUGUCGCGCCAGUCGAUAUUCAACAAUGUCAAUGCCUCGCUUGAACGUUUACAAACGGAUUACAUUGAUCUGCUCUUAAUUCAUCGCUCAGACGACCGCGUAUCCUACGAGGAGACUAUGGAAGCUUUGCAUGACCUUGUUCGCGCUGGAAAGGUGCGUUACAUCGGUAGUAGUUCAAUGUGGGCGUACCAGUUUGCUCGUAUGCAAUUCUGCGCAGAACGCAAUGGUUGGACGAAAUUUGUCUGCAUGCAAAAUCACUAUAGUUUGCUGUAUCGUGAGGAAGAGCGGGAAAUGAACCGGUUUUGCAACGAGACUGGAGUGGGUAUCAUUCCUUGGUCACCACUCUGUCGUGGUUUCCUUGGGCGAAGGUUGAAAGAUAGCCUCGAAGGGGGAACGGCGCGCGCGAAAGAUGAAAUACUGAAUGGUUCACGGUAUGUUGGUAUUCGCGAGGAUCCUGAUCAGAAGAUUAUUAAGCGGGUGGAGGAGCUGGCUGAUAAGAAAGGGUGGACCAUGGUGGAUGUCGCCCUGGCUUGGCUGAAUAAAAGGGUCGCCAGCCCAGUCGUGGGAAUGACGACGGAAAAGAUGUUGGAUGAGUGCAUUGCGGUGCGUGGGAAGAUCUUGACGGAAGAAGAGGAGAAGUAUCUGGAGGAACCGUACCAGCCAAGAGAAGUGUCUGGGCAUAGAUAA